CUGGCGGUCAGAGCCCGGGCGACAUUCGGGACUUGAAGUACAUGUUUUCUAACGUCUGAGGCGGAACCUUCCAGAAGACAUGAUGUUGAUCUGGACACUGUCCAUGGUGCUAGUGCAACUGUUUGGUUCACUUGCGUAUAAAGACCCACACUGUACCGGGGGCAGGGACGGCGUGGUACAUCUCUUUGAGUGGAAAUGGAACGACAUUGCUGCAGAGUGCAAGCGAUUCCUGGGACCCUACGGUUUUUGUGCUGUACAGACGUCGCCUCCAAGCGAAAACCGAAUUAUAACUUCCCCCAACCGACCUUGGUAUGAGAGGUAUCAGCCAAUCAGCUACAAAAUCGCCUCGCGAAGCGGGAACGAGAGUGAGUUCCUGAACAUGGUGAAGACAUGCGCAGACAGCGGUGUGAGAAACUGCCGUCUGGUAAGCCUGCUUGACCUCCGCUUGAGCAAGGACUACGUACGCGGGAAAGUGGCUGACUAUCUGAACCAUCUUAUUGACCUGGGAGUCGCUGGAUUCAGAGUGGACGCCGCCAAACACAUGUGGCCCGGUGACAUCAAAGCCAUUCUUGACAAGGUCAAGAAUAUCCAACAAGGUGGUCGUCCCUUCGUAUACCUCGAGGUGAUUGAUUCCGGCUAUGAAGCGGUCAAAGGAUCAGAAUACCUGGGCCUGGGUCGUAUCACAAACUUCAAGUUUGGAAACGAGGUCGCCCGUUUAUUCAAAAACCAGAAUCCACUGAAGUACCUGGGCAAUUGGGGCAAGGACUGGGGCAUGUGGGCCACAGGAGACGUGGUCAACUUUGUGGACAACCACGACAACCAGAGAGGUCAUGGAGGUGGUGGUGGCGUCCUCACCCACUGGGACUCCAGACCCUACAAGCUGGCCACAGCCUUCAUGUUGGCCCACCCUUACGGCUUCCCGCGCAUCAUGAGCAGCUACGAAUACAACCAUGCCAAUAACUGGGAGGGCCCACCCCACAACGAAGACAUGAGCACCAAGAGCGUGCCCAUCAACGGCAUAAUCUGCGGCGACGGCUGGACGUGUGAGCAUAGAUGGCGUCAGAUCUACAACAUGGUAGCCUUCCGUAACAUGGCGAGCGGCAAACCCGUGAACAACUGGUGGGUAGGGGCCGACUAUCAGAUCGCCUUCUCCAGAGGAGACAGUGCCUUUAUCGCCUUCAAUCUGGAAGGUUAUGACCUCGACAAGACACUGCAGACCGGUCUACCUGGUGGUACCUACUGUGACGUCAUAACUGGCAACCUGGAGAAUGGUGAGUGUACUGGUGAGUCCGUGACAGUCGGAGAAGACGGUAUGGCCAGAAUCCACGUCAGUCACAGCAGCCCCGACCCAAUGCUCGCCAUUCACGUUGGUGCCAAAGUGGGCUCAGCGGAGAAAAGACACUGAAGAAACAGUGAAGGAAAACGGUUUUUUGUGAAUUUUUUUUCUUUUUUUUGUCUCGUACUAUACUUGAUUUUCUUUUCUUUCUAUUUUGGGAAUAAUUCAUUUAUUUCUGAAUUUUCGUUUUCAAAAUUGACUGCAUAAAAUAAAUUGUUUUUCAUAAUAAU
This is a messenger RNA of Aplysia californica (California sea hare), 1566 nucleotides long. Its product is annotated as alpha-amylase. Gene Ontology annotation, molecular function: cation binding; alpha-amylase activity. Gene Ontology annotation, biological process: carbohydrate metabolic process. The record is from RefSeq and is a predicted model, not a curated record. Lineage: Eukaryota; Metazoa; Mollusca; Gastropoda; Aplysiida; Aplysiidae.